Molecule: messenger RNA, 6057 nt
Organism: Aphanomyces astaci
Lineage: Eukaryota; Oomycota; Saprolegniomycetes; Saprolegniales; Verrucalvaceae
Exons: 3
Coding region: 18-5246 (1742 amino acids)
Source: RefSeq, a predicted model, not a curated record
AUCAAACUCUCGACGAGAUGGAGGUCGAGGAGGACUCGUACGAGGCGGCGCCACCAGCGCAUGAAGACAAUAACACGUCGAAACUCGAUGCCAAGUUUGAGGCGGAGCAGGCGCUGCUUGCGGCCCUCAAGAAACCGCGCGACUUUCACAAGAAGGAAGCCAAGGCAGGCGUCAUCAAGCAGCUCAACAUCUCCGCGUCCGACAUGCUGUCAUAUCGUCAGCGGCACGCCGCCACCACGGACGGGUCGCAGGACUCGGUGGCGGUCACGGAGGUGCGGGAGCUGCACCACCAAAAAGUCACGACCACCACAACCACCCACCAAACAAACAAAGUGGACAAGAUCGCGGCCAACGCCAAGCGCCGACGGGACCGGCACACGGCCGCCCAAUCGCAGUACCAACUGCGUCUCAAAGCCAUCAGCGACCAGCUAGAGACGGACAUCCUACGCAUCAGCGACGCCAUCAAGGAAGAGCUCGCAGGGGUUGCCGCCGCCACCGCCAACCACUUCGCCCUCCUCACCGAUGAGCCGUGGCUCAUCCAAGCGUCGCACGCGAUGGUCGUGGACCAGUGGACCCAUCUGAACGAGUUGUGGAGCGGGAGGACCUGCACCAUCCGCCACUUUGGAGACGGACUCGAAGCCAUCGAGCAGACGCGGUCAGCGCUGGCAGGGGCGGAAUUGCAACUGCUCACAGAGACAUGCGUGGCGGCGGCGUACGUGCUCCCGCCAGAAGUAGAGCGCGCCAUCGAAGACGAAGCGCACGAGUUGAACGUGGUGCUGAUCACGAACCGACGGAGCCACUGCCACCUCGUCAGCCGCAUGCUCAAGGAAGACGUGCACAAGUUUGUCAACGUCCGGACGACGUGGGAGGACUGCGAGCGGCACUGGCGUGUUCUCAACCACGACCACGCGAUCCACAUGUUCAAGGCCACGCUCGAGUCCGAUUUGUACACGCACCCGCCGAGAUUGCAUGCGAUUCUGGAGAAACUUCGCGCAGAUCAAGUGGCGGUGCACACGAACGAGCGGCUGGCGCUGCUUAGUCAACUGGAUGGCCUUGUGACCGGAGGGUUGUCCACGGAGAAGGUCCAGCGCAUGGUGUCGGCGCUGGCGGACAUGUACAAGAAAGAAGAAGAGCGCAACGCAGCGUACUUUGACCAGCUAUUCACGUGCCAGCGCGACAUUGUGGCCGAGGCGGCGGCGAUGAGGGAGUUGCUCCGUGCGACGUGUCACCGCGUGGGGGCGAAGGCCAAGGAAGGCGCGCUGGCGACCAUCGCCACCCAGCUUACGACACUUCUGGCCGACAAGAACCUGGACGAAUUCUUUCGGAUUUCGGGCGGGCUACGCGCCGAAUUGGCGGCCAUCGAAGACCGACUGGCGUCGCCCGACAUGAUUUACCAGGAAAACGUGACAGCACUCGUCCCUCGAGUGGCCAUGCUCGUGGCCGCGCUGCCAAUGGAGGCGAUUUUGGACGCCCAGGGCAAAUCCUCCGAGCGCAAACUGAUCCAAGCGACACUGGAGCGGCUGCGCAAGGCGCCCAAGAACGAGAUCGUGCCGUUGCUCCCGACGUUGCUGGCACAAACUACGAUCCUCGCGGGCAUUCAAGGCAUCGACGACACCCUUCGCCUCGAGCUGGACGACAUUGGUCGGAAACUGGACUCGCUGAUUCAAGACAACGAAGCGCAGUCGAGCGCCGCCGCGGCGGUCAAGAGCAAAGGCAUCGGGCUGGAUGCGUUCCAGAUCGCCGACAUGCAAGGGAUCCGCAAGGCGCAGCGGCGACUCGGCACACUCGUGUACACGACGGACCUGCCGCCGCCGUUCCAGGCGCUGCUGCACGUGAUUCUGAAGGCGUUGGAGGUGCAGACCCACGCCAACACGGUGGUGGACGCCAUCGUCGCGCUCGAAUGCAACAGCCUCAUGGCCCAACGCGAGCGGGAAAUGGACGCGCUCGUGGCGGUGGUCGGCUCGGGGCUGGAGGCGCACACGACGACCCUCCACGUCACAUGUGACCGCAUCGCGCGGUUCUUCUACCAGCUGGUCGCGUGCGUCGAGAACUACGAGGACAAGACCCGCGUCGUCAACUUGACGGUCAUGGACCUGCUGGACACGCUCAAAGACACGCACGACGGCAACGUGGCGGCAUGCGAGGCCGAGUUUGCAGUCAAACGGUCGGCGCUGCGGCAUGCGCCGGACGAAGCGACGUUGGAGCGCGAGUUCACCGGGUGCCUCGGACUGCUUGAAGGGCUGGAGGACGAGUACCGAAAGUACAACAAGAAGGUGUCGCUGGCGUCGACCAACCACCCGAUCGCCAUCUCGAGGCAAAACAAUGCGUUCCAGAACGAGCUGUGCGCGUUCUUUGGGCUCUUGUCGCCGUCGUUGGGCGUGUCCACGGCGAUCAACGACCUGCUCAGUGCCGAACGGAUCGAAGCUGCUAUCGAUUCCCCUCCACCGUCGACACCGACGUCUCCUCCUUCGACCACGUCACUGCAUCAUCAUGACCCCUACGACACUGCCCACGAUCCUCCCGCGACUUCAAUGAAGGCGUCCCCGUCCACAUCAACCGUAGCAGCGAUGCCAACAGACGCCUCGCAUGCUUCCGCCACAGCGCUCGAUCACUCCCAUUCUCGCCCCGAUUCUAGGACCACUAUAGUGCCCGGUGAGGGUGACGUCGACGUCGCUGCCUUUUGCAGUCAAAACGGCUGUCGAUACAAAGAGUGCGAGUCCGUGACCAGCAUUCUCGGGCGCAUUCUUCAGCGAAAGAUCCUCCUUCCUGGCGAAGAGCCCAGCGACGACGACACCCCGCCACAGGACGCCGAACCGCCGUCGCCCGAUCCAACCCCCCAUUCGGUGGAGCCUCCGCCCCCAACAACGACGAAACCAACCAAAGGCACCCCCCGUGGUGCAUCUGCCGCCGUGUUGCAGGACCAUUCCCCAGACGUCCCCUCUCCCGACGCCGCAUCCCCCGUCGAGACCCCACCAGAACCUGUCGAUGAGAUUCACAUCCCCCUCGAGUCGGUCAUUGCCGUGUUGGACGUUCCCAAGUCGACGCUCCUCUCCAUGUUGCUUCGCCUCCGCGAUGCGACCAUGACGCUGUUCGAGUCGCGGAGUGCCGCCCACUUGGACGAGGCCAACGCCGAAGCCACCGCCCGGUUGGACGCGUACACAUUCCUUUUGGAGGAGUGUCUGCGGAUGCACUGGCCACGCAAGGGCCGCACGGACGUCCAGAUCUACCAGCCCCGCGCAGGGGAGCUCGUGAGCCACCGGCAGCGCCACGGCCGGCAUGUAAAGAAUGUGCUCAAGAAACUGGCGGUGCAGGAAGCCAGGUUUGUCCAACUUCACGACCAAGCACUCGGUUGUCUGCGGGGCCAGGAGAACGCCCAGCUGGGACUGCAGUCGCAACUGCUCAUGCAAACAAGCUUGGCGGCGCUGCAGGGUCUCGAGAGUCGAUCCAAGAAGGUUCACGUCGAGUUCAAAGCCGCGUGGGGGGACCUCUUGCGCGUCAAGAUGGCCGUGUACCUCACAGACGAGCCCCUCGCACUGAUCGCGACCUGUCGAGAGCUCGUGACGACAUGUGCCCACCAGAUCUUUCCCGAUUUGGUCAGUUGCGACGUCAUUUCCGGGUGCGACUACCACCCCGACGAAGUCAAACUGGUCCAAGUGCUCGUAACCGAGGCGGAAACGCAGAUCCAGGCCGCCGUGGCUGCUCGAAAAGCCACGAUAGACGCGCUUGAGGGCCAAGAAGGGCGCGUCGGCGCGUUGCUGGCCACGUUCAAAACGAGGUACCACAGCUGCCUCCAAAACUUGUCCAUGAAGGAAGGACUGGGACAAAAGUACGGCAUGCCGCGACGAAAUGCCCAGGAGCGGCUGAGAAGUGAGAUGACUCGGUCCGACAACAUGGCCAGCUCCAUCGACGACCUCCUGCACGUGCUCACCCAAGCCGCCACCACCGCCACUGUUCCAUCAGGACCAAAGGGCCCAAGCAACGUCGCGCGACAUGUGCGCAAAGUCGUGUUGGAACUCCGCCACUUGGUGUACUCUCGGGGAUUGUACUUGGGGGUACUGACUAACAAGAUGCAGCUGGCCCCCCAACCAGUCAAAGACGACAUGGAAGCGUCUACCAAGUACGACGCGGACGCGCCAGUCGACGCCGCCAGCGCCGCCGUAUCCAAAUCUUUUCUUGACAUCACCAAGCAAUUCGAAGUACAAUGCGUGGCCGACACCCGCGCGUUGUUUGCGGCUGAAGGGAAACCGCUGGACGACCACAGCAUCCCAGACACUCUCCAAGCGUACUUGCACGAACAGCAUGAAAAGUCGGUCGCGUACGUUCGGCAUCAAGUGGCGGCGUAUCGCGCUCAAGUCCACGCGUUCGAAGCGGCCCUCGCGACGGCGCCGCGCGUGGCGAUGGAGGACAUCGUCCGCCGGGCCAAAUCCGCCGUGCAGAGCCGCGUGGGGGCGGUGGAAGCGGCGUUUCAGAAGCAGUUUCUAGCGUGGGAGGGGCUGAAAGACCAGCACCGGGCCAAGCUUACGCCGGACCUGUGCAGCCCCAACCAAGUGGCCGUCGUCGAGGGCUUGUGCGUCAAAGAAGCCACGAGGACGGCGGCCGUGCAGGAGGCGAUUCGGGCGGUUCGGUGGCAGGUGCUGGUCGAGUACGUCGUCAACGCCCGCGGGUUUCACCGGCGCCUGGUGGCCGUGUUUCGCGCCAUGAUGUCCAUCCUCGACACAUGCACCAUGACGGCGGACAUUCAACCCCCAGCUGCAUCGGGGGGCGCCGAGGGGUCCAACUCCCACGAAGACACCGAGCCUACCCACAAACGCAAGUCCCUGAAACGACUGCGCAAGGCGCUGCGAAAGCUCGAACAAGGCGAUCCACUGGCGGUGGAACUCUCAGAAGAUGAGCGAGACGCCCUCGAUGAAGCCAACGAGACCCAGCGAUUUCCCAAGCGCGCGUGGCCGGGACUGCCGGCGGUCCCCGCGUUCGACGUCGCAGCAUCCAUCAAACAAGACACGACGGACGGUGUGGUGCCCCCGGUAGACCCGGCGGACGUUGACACGGCGGUGUGCGUGGCGUACCUGACAGACGCGCAUCGGGCGGCGGUGAAAAGCCGCAACGAAACGCAUGCAGCGUACUGUGGCUGGCUAGACGAGACGAUGGAUGCGAUGGGUCGCAAGUACACGACUUUGCUGCGCGAAGAGGAGCUGUGGUUCUUGAACUGGGGCAAACUGACCCAGUCCAUGCGCCAAGACUCGUAGAUACGUUAGUAGUUGUAGUGACGCAAAACAAAUAAAACCUUAAGAUAUUACCCUAGCUACUUUGAACUACAACAUGGUAUGGCCCUUUUACUUAGUUAGUUGGGAGUUCAGCCACGUCGUCCAAGAGCACCGCAGCUUCAUUCGUCCGGCACCAAGGCAACGUAAACGGCGCAUUGUACCCCAUGUACUCCCACGCUGGAAGGCCAUGUUUGUUUCGCUUGAUAGUGUACUUGCCUUCGAGUUCCAAUGCGCCGACCACUUCGGACGCCACCACUUGGGCAAUGUCCUUGGUGAGUUCACCAGAAAACACCUUCACGGCCAACACGCGCGAAGGGAGCUUCGCGAUGCGCACCUUCGAAUCCAGCGGAAUGGGCGGCUCGUGACCUUCCUUGAUGAACUUGGACGGAAGGAUGAAACUCAUGGUGUCGUCCGCGCGGUCAGCGGAUAGCACGACAGGAGCGGUCAUGGCAAUGGGCUCCCCUCCGUCCGCCUCGGCAUUCUCGGCUGACGCUAAGAUAACCGGAGCGGUCAUGGAAAUGGCUUCUCCAGGGCCAGUUUCCCCCGAACGAGGCUUGUUUUGCGGCUCUGCGAACACGCCGAUGUAUCGCGCAAGGGCUCCAAACGCCGCUCGAGUGAAUUCUGCCCUCGUCGUAGUAGUAGGAAUGUCCUCAGACGACACGGACGCCGUGUACAGAGGGUCGUAGCGGCGGAUUUCGAUGUCUCCAUUAGGGCCAAUGCGUCCCAGACUCACAAAAUGAGGCGUUUCCUCGCUGAUCUUGCCAAACACUGCUCCCAUCCUCGCAAUCCUCCG